UGCCUCCCAACUCUUUUCUCUAUAUCUUCUUUAGUUUUACAACCUUUUGUUGUCUUUUCUCGUCUUUUUUCUUCCAUCAUUAUCGCCGGGCUUAGAGAUUUUGUGUGCGCAUUUCUUUCUGCGUUUCAUGGGCGGGAAAUAAAGCACUGGAUGGGUCUUGGCUGGCGUUGUUGACGGGAUACUGUCGUCUUUUCUCUCUGCUCGUGCUCGCUCUGAGAAAAUAUGGCUACGUGGCCCAUGGCCUCUUGGCUGUUACUGUAUCCUAUUCUCUUUUCACCCCGUUUUCACUUUUUCUUCUACCACGACACCUACCGGGUGGAUGACAGCGGUGGUGUUGUACGGGGUGAGAUGAUGGAGAAGAAGGUAUACGGCGAGGCCAAGGGUCUAACAAUGGUGAAAUUCCCGGGAUGGGGAUGCCGGAGAACGUGAAGCAAAGCAGCCUUUGCCUGGAUGGUUGGGGAUGCGGAAGACUGUCGCUUAUAAGAAGGGGAUAGCUAUACCCGGAGCAGAUG
Messenger RNA from Trichoderma atroviride IMI 206040, 512 nucleotides. NCBI's taxonomy places the organism in Eukaryota, Fungi, Ascomycota, Sordariomycetes, Hypocreales, Hypocreaceae. The record is from RefSeq and is a predicted model, not a curated record.